Molecule: messenger RNA, 2455 nt
Organism: Jatropha curcas
Lineage: Eukaryota; Viridiplantae; Streptophyta; Magnoliopsida; Malpighiales; Euphorbiaceae
Product: cysteine-rich receptor-like protein kinase 42
Biological process (GO): protein phosphorylation
Molecular function (GO): protein kinase activity; ATP binding
Source: RefSeq, a predicted model, not a curated record
AAAUAAUACUAGUUUGAAAGCCAAUGAGCACAAACAGAAACAAGACAAAAACCAAAUUCAAACCUUUGCUUCUCUUCUUCUUCUUCUUCUUCUUCUUCUUCUUCACCCCACCGUCCAUAAACAAACAGAGAAGAAAAAUAGCCAUCACAUAAUUUCCAUGCACUCUUCACCUUCAGGAAACUACCCGUAUCAAAUAUGUCUCUUCUCUUCCAUUAUCUUCUCCUUCUUCAUCUCUGUCUCUUCUUCCGAUCCUCGAAUAACCCAAUCUGGCCUUGUUUGCGGCAACUCAACGCAGACCAUGAAAACACCUUCUGGUUUUAUUCCAGCUUUUGUUAAAGAAAUGGAAACUCUUUCACAACUGAUAAAUAAUACCCAUUUUGCCACCUAUCACCUUAACUCUACAGUUCCUAUGUAUGCUUUAGCCCAAUGUCACCAUGACCUUUCUCAAAACGACUGUCUCCUCUGUUUUGCCGCUUCUCGCACAAAGCUCCCCCGUUGCCUCCCUUCUGCCUCUGCUCGUAUAUAUCUUGAUGGGUGCUUUUUACGCUACGAUAAAUAUAAUUUUUUUAAAGAAUCGGUUUCUUUUGCUUUUGAUGCUGUAAACUGUAGCCAAGAAAACGUUUCGCGUUUGGAUGAUGAAAAUGAGAAAGUGAAGUUUGCUACAAGUGUUGGGUAUGCUUUAGGUAAUGUGAGUAGUAAAGCUAUUAAGAAUGGUGGGUUUGGUGUUGCGGGUACUGAUGGGGUAUAUGCUUUGGUUCAGUGUUGGGAUAGUAUUGGAGAGGAUGGUUGUAGAAAGUGUUUGGAGAAGGCAGAGAAAGAGGUGCAACGGUGCGUUCCAAGGAAGGAAGGGAGAGCAAUGAAUGCUGGAUGUUAUUUGAGGUACUCUACUGAUAAGUUCUAUGGUGAUGGAGGAGAAUUAGGGGAUGCUCAUGGAUUUUCUGGUUUAGGAAUUGCUAUUGCUAUUGUUUUAGCAGCAGCUGCACUCUUUAUGCUGUCUCUCUUUGCAAUUUAUGCACGCUAUAGAAGAUUAUUGAAGGAAAAAGAAGAACGUAUUAAUCUCGAAAAGGUUUCAAUCAGUUUCCAUAAAUCAAGCUUGAAUUUCAAGUAUGAGACCCUAGAAAAGGCAACCGACUACUUCAAUUCAUCAAGGAAAAUAGGCCAAGGAGGAGCUGGUUCUGUAUUUGUCGGAAACCUUGCAAAUGGGCAAACUAUUGCUGUUAAAAGAUUGAUCUUUAAUACGAGACAAUGGGUAGAUGAGUUUUUCAAUGAAGUCAACUUAAUCAGUGGAAUUCAACACAAGAACCUUGUGAAGCUAUUAGGUUGUAGCAUUGAAGGUCCUGAAAGCCUUCUGGUUUAUGAAUAUAUCCCUAACAAGAGCCUUGAUCAGUUCAUCUUUGGAAAUACUAAAACCAGGACUCUAAAUUGGAAGGAACGUUUCAAUAUAAUUGUUGGAACAGCAGAAGGGCUUGCAUAUCUUCACGGGGGUUCUCAAGUGAGAAUUAUCCAUAGGGACAUUAAAAGCAGCAAUGUUCUUCUUGAUGAAAAUUUCAAUCCAAAGAUUGCAGAUUUCGGACUUGUUCGGUGUUUUGGUACUGAUAAGACUCAUCUUAGCACUGGAAUUGCAGGAACAAUCGGGUAUAUGGCUCCUGAGUAUCUGGUUCGAGGGCAGCUAACCGAAAAAGCAGAUGUUUACAGCUUUGGGGUACUAGUUCUUGAGAUUGUAAUGGGUAAAAGGUGUAAUGCUUUCAUAGAGGACUCAAAAUCCCUUCUGCAAACAGUAUGGCAACUUUACAGAUCAAACAGAUUGGUAGAGGCUGUUGACAGUUGCCUGAGAGAGGAAUUUCCAGUACAAGAGGCAUCCCGAGUGCUUCAAAUUGGGCUUCUAUGCACACAAGCUUCAGUUUCUUUAAGACCAUCAAUGGAACAAGUAGUGGAAAUGCUAACUAAUACUGAUUGUGAGAUUCCUCUGCCAAAUCAACCUCCAUUUAUGAAUGCUACUCUGCUAGAGACUGAAAGCUCCAAAGGGUAUUGUAGCACAAACAGUUUUGUUUCAAAUGUAACAACCAAAGUUGAAGCUUAUUCUUGCUAUUCCACAGAGUCCUCUAGCUUGAAUAGCUCAGAUAGGCCAUCAAAAAGCGAAGAGUUAGAACAAAAAUCAAUUCCAUAGUUCCAAAGAUUAUCAAAUAUAGAAAAUAUUUUUGUUUAUACAAGUUUUUGAGGUAACCUUGCUAGAUUUUCUUGGGAAACAAACAGUGAUUUUUUAGCUUCUACAUCCCAUAUGGAUGUUCUAUCACUUGGGAAAAAUGCAAGCAAGGAUACUGUACCUUUUUGCAAAAACCAAAGGUAUGGUCAUGAAGAUUUACAGCUAGAGAAAAGCUUAUUGGUUAAUUUUUUUGACCUCCAUUUUUUUAAGUUCUUUCUGUUAUGUGAUUUCAUAAGCAAGAUUUUGAAGAAA